Molecule: messenger RNA, 3239 nt
Organism: Carassius carassius (crucian carp)
Lineage: Eukaryota; Metazoa; Chordata; Actinopteri; Cypriniformes; Cyprinidae
Gene: klb
Product: klotho beta
Exons: 5
Coding region: 105-3143 (1012 amino acids)
Biological process (GO): fibroblast growth factor receptor signaling pathway; carbohydrate metabolic process
Molecular function (GO): hydrolase activity, hydrolyzing O-glycosyl compounds; fibroblast growth factor binding; fibroblast growth factor receptor binding
Source: RefSeq, a predicted model, not a curated record
UUCAGUGUUUAUGUGCGUCGCUCUCUCUCUCUCUUUUAUUAGUAAUGCUUUGGUUUUCCAGUGGAGGACGAUGAGUGGAUCUGUGCUCCUCUAGGUCUCUUACAAUGUUUCGUGGUUUGUUUGUGUGCGUCUCUUUAGCAGUUAUUUUAUGGGGAACGAUUGAGAAGGUCCAGGGGAAAGCAUCCAAACUGUGGCUGCAGCCACUCAACAAGACGUUCCUGCAGACUGGUGUGUUUCCAAACGGGUUUCUGUGGGGUGUUGGGUCUGCGGCGUUCCCGACCGAAGGAUCCUGGGAUGCGGAUGGGAAGGGUGAGUCUGUUUGGGAUCGCUUUACUCAUCAUAGGGAUCCGUCCAGUGAUAGCUACAUCCAAUGGGAGGAGGAUCUGAAGUCCGUUCAGUAUCUAGGUGUGAACUUCUAUGCUUUUUCUUUAUCCUGGACACGGAUUUUCCCGGAUGGCAAUGCCACGGCGAAUCCCAACCCGGCUGGAGUGCAGUAUUACCGCCGUUUGAUCGGGAAGUUGAAGGAGCUUCAUGUGGAGCCGGUGGUGACUCUGUUUCACUGGGAUUUCCCGCAGGUCCUGCAGGAGCGGUUCGGAGGAUGGCUCAACCGAAGCACGGCGGAUGUUUUCGCAGAUUACGCUGCGUUUUGUUUCCGAACUUUCGGUGACGAGGUUCGCUUCUGGAUUACGAUGCAUAACCCAUUUCUCCUGGCUCUCCAGGGCUAUGGGACCGGCGCUCACGCUCCCGGAGUGACCGGAGACCCCGCUGACCCCUUCAUAGCCGCACACAACCUCCUCAGGGCUCAUGCUAAAGCGUGGCAUAUUUACGACAAACACUUCAGACCCCAUCAGAACGGUAAAGUCUCCAUCACCCUCGGCUCUUAUUGGGUGGAGCCUCUUCACGGCCAGGCCACGCCUGCCAACGUGGAGCUCUGUCAAAAGACAAUGGAGACUGUGAUUGGCUGGUUCGCCGAGCCCAUAUAUGGAAGUGGAGAUUAUCCCGAGUCGCUGAAGGCCUCACACCGGGGCGUAAUCCCAGAGUUCAGUGCGCAGGAGCGGCUCUGGAUGAAGGGCACUGCAGACUUCUUCUCUCUGGCCUUCGAGCGGGAGACGCUGAGGGUGGGUAAAGGACUGGCCCGGUUCGGGCAGAUGGUGAAUCUGGACCUGAGGAGCGUUCUGGUGUGGGUCCAGCAGACUUACGGUGAUCCGCAGGUGCUGAUAGCAGAGAACGGAUGGUUCUCUGACGCUUCUGUUGGAGUUGAGGACACUGUGAACAUUUAUAUGAUGAAGAUGUUCAUCUUUCAAGUAAUGCGAGCCGUUUCUGUAGAUGGAGUGCGUGUGUUCGGAUACACGGCCUGGAGUCUGUUGGAUGGGUUUGAGUGGAAUCACGGUUACAGCAUACGGAGAGGUUUAUUCUACAUUGACUUCAGUAAAGCUGAGCGCCACAGAGUCCCGAAGACCAGCGCUCACUUCUACAGAAGGCUGGUCAGAGACAACGGAUUCCCGGCCGAAAACACGCCACACAUCGAGGGACAAUUCCCCUGUGACUUCCAGUUCGGUGUGUCCGAGUCAGUAUUACAGGUGAAUCUGCAUCCGUUCUCGCCUCAGUUCACCGAUCCGCAGCUGUACCGCUGGAACCUGUCGGGCGAUGGUGCUCUCACACCCGUCACUGGAGUCCUGCUUCACACACGGCCGGCACAGUGCACGGACUUCCUGUUCAUCCAGCGGCACCUCUUCCUGCUGGGGGUCACGGGGUCAUCGCACUACCGUUUCGCUCUAGACUGGACACAGCUUGCGCCCGGUGGUGACCCGGCGUCUGUGGACCCGGAGAAGGUUCGGUUCUACCGGUGUGUGUUGAUGGAGCUCCAGCGCAGAGGAAUCCAUCCGGUCGUGACCCUGUAUAGCCCCAGCAACCUCUCGUCCUCACUGGGUUUACCUCAACCACUACACGCUAACGGCGGAUGGAGAAAUACUAGCAUUGUGGAAGCAUUUGUCAAGUAUGCCGUGUUUUGCUACCAUGAAUUUGGAGCUUUGGUGUCGACGUGGAUCACCAUUAAUGAGCCAAACCGGUUAAAUGAGUUAUAUGCUGAGAAACGGCAGACAGUUGCACGUCACUUGCUAUUAGCGCACGCAAAGGCGUGGCACAUUUAUGAUUCGAAGUUUAGACGGAAACAAGGUGGGGCUGUUAGUUUGGCUCUUCAUGCUGAUUGGGUUGAACCAUCCAAUCCGUUUUUAGAAUCUCACAAAUCCGCCCAGCAACAGUUUUUGGAGUUCGAACUGGGACGUUUUCUCGACCCUCUGAUUGGUGGAGGGAAUGAGGGGCGUGGCAAUACUCUGAUUGGUGGAGGGAAUGAGGGGCGUGACAAUACUCUGACUGGCUUCUCCGACGACGAGAGGGCGGAGCUUACAGGGGCACUGGAUUUCAUCGCUCUUAAUCACUUCACAACGUGUUUGGUGUCGCCAUGGAAACACCCGAAGCCACUGAACCUGGAGCACGGCUGCUCAUUGACAAAGGAUCACACCUGGCCGAGAUCGCACCUGGGACAGGCGAUCGUGCCCUGGGGCCUCCGCAGGAUGCUGGGAUGGGUGAGGAAUCACUAUGGUGACCGCCUCCCCAUCAUCGUCACGGCAGCAGGGGUGGAUGAUCAUGCGGUUCAUGACGACCAGCUGAGACAGAGCUAUAUCAGGAGCUACCUGCAGGAGGCACUGAAGGCUCGUGAGUUGGACGGCGUCAAUCUGAAAGGGUUUUAUGUCUGGAGACUUCAGGACCACCGUCAUGAUAUCAAGUACGGUCUCUUCAGCUCCGCCGCUCAUCACUCUCGACCCAAAGCGUCUGUCAGCGUGUACCGGGACAUCAUCACUCACCGCGGGUUCCCAUCCACCGCUGACCAGCGACCUUUGACCUGCUGGGACACGGACAACGGGACGAGCUGCGAGCUCUGCACACGGAUCGCAGAGAACAAGCCGCUGCUGUUCUUCAGCGUGUGUGUGUCUAUCAGCAUGUCCAUGCUCGGCGUGCUCAUCAUCAUCUCUGUGAUGAGGAAGAGGAGGAAGAAGAAGAGGAGAAUGCCAACUAAUGUCAGAGUCCAGCAGAGGUUCGCUAUGAUGAGGGUGGCUCACGGAACAGGACUCCUGCGCCAUUAAACAUUAAAAUAAAUGUUUAUUUGUUAAUCAGGUUUGUAGCAUUGCAUCAGUGUCUCAUCAAUGGAUGCUCUGCAGUGAAUGGGUGCCGUCAGAAUG